UGGGUUCUUUUUCUUUUUCGCACAGAGAAAACAACCCUAAAUCUCGGGUUUUACUUGCAGAAGAAGCAAUAUAGUAGCUAGGGUUUAUGUUCUCUGUUACUGUUUAGGGUACAGAUCGAAGAUGAACAAGGAGGGCUUAUCAAACUCGGAGGCUUUCUUCUCUCGGAUGGGAACUUGCGACCCAUUUGCAUCGACGACUUCUUCUUCUUCUUCUUCCGCCCCUCGAUGCUCCAAAGGCGAUACUGAUGAUCUCUCCAUCAUCGUAUCUUCCCAAACAAACAUGUUCCGAAACUCCAACAUCGCAGGGUCGAUACCUUGUCAGGAUCGUUCCAGGUCUGUUCCAUUAGGACAAGACAAUGUAAUUAUCCCACAUCGGUCCAAAACCUCGCAGAACAAUCGCUGUGAAUACGUCAGAAUACAUCAUAGUUCAGACAAUAACGGAUCAGUUGUGAAGAACGAGGUUACCGCGCAAUCAUCACAACCCAAAGCCAGCCCGACAAGCAAAACAAGGAUAAAAUGGACUCAAGAUCUUCACAAACAAUUCAUCCAUUGCGUAGAACAACUUGGGGGUGCUGAAAAGGCAACUCCAAAGGCGAUAUUGAAGAUGAUGAACACAGAUGGGCUAUCGAUUCUCCAUGUCAAGAGUCACUUGCAGAAAUACCGUAUUGGUAGGCACAUUCCGGAAUCUCUUCAAGAAAGAAGCAGCAAGAAACGUGAUGCGGAUUCCAUAGCUUGGUUCGGCUCAAAAGUAGGCUUACAACUCAUGGAAGCCCUAAACCAGCAGCUAGACGUCCAAAGAAGCCUCAGCAAACAACUCGAGGUUCAAAGAGAUCUGCAGGAACGCAUAGAAGAAGAAUGGAAGAAGCUUAGGCAAAUGUUGGACCGACAGCUCCAAAGACAAAAAUGAUCAAACCCUAAUUAGACCCUUAAAUCAAAUAAUUAAUCUUUCUGAGUUUAAAGCAAUUCAUUGGUGAGUGUGGGCGAUCAACUUAAGGAUGCUAAUUAACCUUUUUUUUUCUGUCGUUUUUUAAAUGUGAUCAUUUUAGUAUUUGAUUAAUGAUACCGCGCAUAAUUCGCUG
Tarenaya hassleriana is the source of this 1079-nucleotide messenger RNA. RefSeq names its product myb family transcription factor PHL5-like. Gene Ontology annotation, molecular function: DNA-binding transcription factor activity; DNA binding. Bases 122 to 907 code for a protein of 261 amino acids. The record is from RefSeq and is a predicted model, not a curated record. Lineage: Eukaryota; Viridiplantae; Streptophyta; Magnoliopsida; Brassicales; Cleomaceae. The transcript has 7 exons.